AUGUCUGCCACCGGUCGAUCCCGCUCCGGCUCUCACGCUUCUGAGUCCAGAGCUCAAAACCCCUUCGGUCCGUCCAUGGGUUUCGACCCAGCCAAGCCCGAGAGCGGUCCCGAGAAGGACCGCCAGAAUACCCGCAUCGACCCGCCCCCUGAGUCUUUUCUCAACCCGGGCAUGUCUCCUUUCAUCAAGAGACCCGGCUUCAACACCGCCGGCAAGCCCGUGAACCUGGAGGUCAACCAGUUCCGCGUCAAGCAGUGGAAUGACAAUGUGACGAUCUACCAAUAUGAUGUCUCCAUCUCACCUCCCCCUCUGAAGUACAACGUCGUCUUCAGGAAGUGCUGGGAGUCUCCGGCGGUUCAGCAGAUGCUGAAGAAAUACAAGUGUCUUUGGCUGCAAGAUGGACGCAAGCUCGCUUGGUCCUCGGUCCCCAUCCAGCGUGGCGAGGAGCGUCUUAAAAUCGACCUCGACGAGGGCAAGCCCGCUCGCCCCAACUCUAAGCCCCGAGACAAUUCGUUCUUCUUCGUCAUGAAAGAAACAAAGAAGAUCAACCUGGCGGCUUUGGAUGCCUAUCUCACAGGCAAGAUGGACUGGGACAAUUCCGUUCUCGAAUGCCUCAACUUCUUGGAUCACCUGGUCCGGCAGUACCCCAGCGAGCGUCUCUUAUCUAUCAAGAGAAACUUCUACAAUGAGCGCAACAAGAAGACCAGUGACCUCGGUCCCUGCUUGGAGGCUGUGAAGGGUGUUUACUCUUCGGUUCGAAUGAACCAGUCUGUUAUGGACAAGAUUGGCCGCGGACUCGGUCUGAACGUCGAUGUUGCCAACACAGCAUUCUGGAAGGGGAACGUCCCGCUUCACAUGCUUGUUCGGGACUUUCUGGGCACUUGUGACCGCAGAUGGCAGGGUAUGAAGCCCAAUGAUAUCGCCGAUCUCCUCAAGCCGGUUCGACAGAAGGACCAGACCGGCCGUACCGUCUUCGCCAUGUCGGAGGCCUUCAAGCAUCUCCGCAAGCUGGUCAAGCUUCAUUUCUCCCCCAAGCAUCGUGGCAAGGAGAGUUGGGACAAGACGUACACCAUCAAGUCCUUCGCUUUCGGUCAGCAGUACGGUGAGAAGGGUGCCACCGCAGACAACAUUAGAUUCACCAACAAUGGCGAGGAGAUGACCAUUGCCCAGUACUUUCAAAAGACGUACGGUGUCCAGGUCAUGUUUCCCAAUUGGCCCGUCGUUGAGACUGCAAAGUCCGGCUUUUUCCCCAUGGAGGUUUGCAUCAUCAAGGCCAUGCAGCGCUACCUCUAUAAGCUUGAUCCCGAUCAGACUUCGGCCAUGAUCAAGGCCGCCGUCACUCGGCCCAACCAGCGCAAGGCUGAUAUCAUUGACGCGAAGAAUCAGUUGGCAUGGAAGGAGGACCCGUACCUUCGUCAGUACGGUGUUGUCUUCGAUGAUCAGAUGGCUCGGACACAGGGCUCCCUGCUUGAGCCUCCCAAGAUCCAGUUUGCAAACAAUGUCACGAGCCCCAUGUUCGCUGGCCGCUGGGACUUGCGCGGCAAGAAGUUCUGGGUCCCUAAUCGUCAACCUCUUCAAUCUUGGGGUCUUCUGAUUCUAGAGAAUGCAUGCAACAGGGCCACUGCCCAAGCUUUUGCGCAGACCUUCAAGCAGACAUACACUGGCCAUGGAGGCAAGGUGGCCAAAGACGCCAUCAUCAUCGACAGUGAAGCCCGGAAUCCCAAUGUUGCCGAUGCCGUCGCGAAGGCCUAUGCACAAAUCAAGGCCCAGACAAAGGCUAUCCCUCAGCUUCUCUUCUGCGUGUUGAGAUUCAACAACGCUGGCUCCUAUGAACGCAUCAAGAAGUCAGGCGACUGCCGCUUUGGUCUGCUGACUCAGUGCGUUCUUGCACGUCAUGUGGAAAAGAACCAGGGACAGUACCACUCUAAUGUGGCCAUGAAGGUCAACGCCAAGCUCGGGGGUAUUACCUGUCGUAUUCCCCACCCUUCCGGCCCUGCCACGAAGGCUCCUGCCUUCUUCAAAGAAGUCACCAUGAUGAUUGGCGUUGACGUGUCUCACGCCACGCCCGGUAUCGAUGCUCCUUCUACCGCCUCGAUGACCAUGUCUAUGGAUCAGGAUGCCACUUUCUACUCAGCAGCCGUUGAGACCAAUGGCUACCGCGUUGAAAUGCUGUCUCCAAUCAACGCCAAAAACUUCCUUGCCCGCCUGAUGCCCACCUGGCACAAGCGCAUGAACCACCCGGCGCCGCCGCCGCACAUCAUCUACCUCCGUGACGGUGUAUCCGAGGGGCAGUACGCCCAAGUCCUUGAGUAUGAGGUUGGGACGAUGAAGCGUCUGAUGGAGCAAAAGUACCAGGGACAGAAGCAGCCCAAGUGGACUGUCAUUGUGGCUACCAAGCGUCACCAUGUUCGCUUCUUCCCCCAACAGGGCGACAAGAAUGGCAACCCAUUGCCCGGUACUCUCCUGGAGCGGGAGGUCUGUCACCCGUUCUGGUGGGACUUCUACCUCUGCUCCCACGUCGCCAUUCAGGGCACUGCUCGCCCUGUUCACUACACUGUUCUGAUUGACGAGGCCAAUAUGAAGCCCAACGACCUUCAGCGCAUGCUCUACGGUCAGUGCUACUCGUACGCCCGCUCAACGACUCCAGUCUCGCUCCAUCCCGCCAUCUACUACGCGGAUCUUGCUUGUGGUCGCGCUCGUGCGCACGAGAACAUUGCUACGUCUCAAGGCUUCCGUUCUGGCCCCAAGGCUGCAGAAAUGGUCGAGGAGUACGGUGCUCGCGGCCAGUCCAUGUUCGAGAAUGACCGACCGACCGAGGCUAUGCAGCUCUUGCCUUUGGGCGGUGGCGGCCCUGAUUCCGAUCCUCAGGCGACCGAGAUGUUCAAGGGCACUAUGUGGUACAUCUAA
Messenger RNA from Colletotrichum graminicola M1.001, 2907 nucleotides. Its product is annotated as piwi domain-containing protein. Gene Ontology annotation, molecular function: RNA binding; protein binding. NCBI's taxonomy places the organism in Eukaryota, Fungi, Ascomycota, Sordariomycetes, Glomerellales, Glomerellaceae. Bases 1 to 2907 code for a protein of 968 amino acids. The transcript is spliced from 2 exons. The record is from RefSeq and is a predicted model, not a curated record.